Messenger RNA from Adineta ricciae, 1551 nucleotides. NCBI's taxonomy places the organism in Eukaryota, Metazoa, Rotifera, Eurotatoria, Adinetida, Adinetidae. The record is from the annotation of a GenBank genome assembly.
AUGAACAAGGCUAAUGAUGAAAUCUUUACCGAUAAUUUCUUUGGACAAGUAAUCGUUGCAGCACCCAAUUCAAAUCAAAUUAUGUCUUCUACUCCGACCAAGAAUAGUGAUACAAUCACAGAUGAAAAUCAUUCGCCGACUCUCGUUGAAGAGUUCGGAUUUCCCAUGGAUGACUUAUUCAACAUGGCACGACAUUUUCUCAAAGAGAAGCAAGGUAGUAAAGCAAUUCAAUUGAAAUAUGCUGAUAACAUUCGAUUUGCUGCUUUAACCAAACAAGCAACGAUCGGUAAAUGGGACGCAUCAUAUACGCAAAAUGUUGGCCUGCUUGAUGUUGUUGGAAAUGAUCGAAAACAAGCAUGGAUUGCAUUAGGAGAUAUGUCGCAAGAUCGAGCAAAAGAAGAAUUUAUUAAAUUUUUAUUCGAACGAUGUCCGACGUUUCGACUUCAUUUAGAAGCACAUCAUGUUGAAAACGAAGAAAAAGAUCGAUUAAGAAAGGAAGAUGAAAUUCGUCGUUCAUUAGAACAAGAAGCUCAACAAGCCCGACAACACGAACUUGAACAAGUUUCACGUUUAGAAGAACAAAGAAAGAAACGAGAAGAAUUUCAACGAAAACAAAUUCAAGACGCUCUCAACCAGCAAACUUAUCCACAAUUUAAAGCUUACGCUGAGCAACAAUAUAGAGAUAAUCGACAAGCGCAAGACGAAUUAAUUCGUCAACUACAAGAGCAACACUUUCAGCAGUACAUGCAACAAGUUUAUCACCAACAAUUAAUUCAACAACAACAAACUAAGCCAACGAUGGAACAACAAUCAACUUCUGCAUCAGCAACGAAUGGUAACAAUAAAAUCGAUGAAACUAAACAUGACUCGUCCGCACCAUUACAAACUCAAUUCGAAUCUCUUUCUCUCAACACACCAUUACAACAACCCUCUAAUAAUGAUUUAAAUGGAACUCAAGAAUCCACUGAUGAUAAUGAUACGGAUAUAAACGCAGCAGCUGAAUUAGCAAUGAUUAAUGAUGAUGGUACACGUGAAUAUCCGGCAAUUGUACCUGCGAAUAUGUGGACACGUAAGGACAUGAAAGAAUUCAAAGAUGCUGUUCGUAAAGAAAAAGAUGCUGUCAUCAAAAUUGGCAGUGGAGAAACAGUUACUGUUCGUGUACCAACCCAUGAGGAUGGCCGUUGUAUAUUUUGGGAAUUCGCUACUGAUUAUUACGAUAUAGGUUUUGGCGUUUAUUUUGAAUGGAGUAAAGUUCAGUCGAAUACUGUCACUGUUCAUGUCAGUGAUUCAAGUGAAGAAGAAGACGAAGAAGGUGAAGAUGGAACUAAUCCUGAAAAGAAAGAUAUCGAAAAAGGUUCUUCGAGUAGUAAUAAACCUCCGAAACCGUAUCAAGAUGAAAUCGUUCCAAUCUUUCGUCGUGAAUCUCAUGAAGAAAUCUACGCUGGUAGUCAUCAAUACCCUGGUCAUGGCGUUUAUUUGCUUAAAUUUGAUAAUAGCUAUUCUUUAUGGCGUUCGAAAACUCUCUAUUACCGUGUUUAUUAUUCAAGAUAA